AUGGCUUUAGUAUUUCGGACUGUGGCACAAUUCGCUGGGAUCUCACUCUCUUUGCUGGGAUGGGUGUUGUCCUGUCUUACAAACUACCUGCCACAGUGGAAAAACCUCAAUCUGGACCUAAACGAAAUGGAGAACUGGACCAUGGGGCUCUGGCAGGCCUGUGUCAUCCGAGAGGAGGUGGGGAGACAGUGCAAGGACUUUGACUCCUUCCUGGCUUUGCCCGCCGAACUCCGGAUUGCCAGGAUUCUCAUGUUCCUGUCCAACGGGCUGGGGCUGCUGGGCCUGCUGGUCUCCAGCUUUGGCCUGGACUGCCUGAGGAUUGGAGAGACACGGCAGGGCCACAAGAAGGGGCUGCUGAUCCUGGGAGGGAUUCUGUUCUGGGCGGCCGGGGUUGCGGCCCUGGCUCCGGUGUCCUGGGUCGCCUACGAGACGGUCCAGGAGUUCUGGGAUGAGACUGUGCCAGAGAUCGUGCCCAGGUGGGAGUUUGGGGACGCCCUCUUUCUGGGCUGGUUUGCUGGCUUUUCCCUCCUCCUGGGAGGGGGCCUGUUGGACUGUGCAGCCUGCUUCUCCCAGGCUGCCCCAGCUCCGGGCCACCAUGCAGUGGCGGAAACGAGAUAUCACUGUGAGCACCGGCAGAUGAACAAAGCCCAUCGGAAAAUCUAA
This is a messenger RNA of Enhydra lutris kenyoni (northern sea otter), 663 nucleotides long. Its product is annotated as claudin-22-like. Gene Ontology annotation, cellular component: plasma membrane; bicellular tight junction. Lineage: Eukaryota; Metazoa; Chordata; Mammalia; Carnivora; Mustelidae. The coding region runs from base 1 to 663 and encodes 220 amino acids. Gene Ontology annotation, molecular function: structural molecule activity. The record is from RefSeq and is a predicted model, not a curated record. The transcript has a single exon. Gene Ontology annotation, biological process: bicellular tight junction assembly; cell adhesion.